Messenger RNA from Hirsutella rhossiliensis, 1971 nucleotides. RefSeq names its product integrase core domain-containing protein. The transcript has 5 exons. NCBI's taxonomy places the organism in Eukaryota, Fungi, Ascomycota, Sordariomycetes, Hypocreales, Ophiocordycipitaceae. Bases 1 to 1971 code for a protein of 656 amino acids. Gene Ontology annotation, molecular function: nucleic acid binding. The record is from RefSeq and is a predicted model, not a curated record. Gene Ontology annotation, biological process: DNA integration.
AUGUCACGAGAAGAGCUGUUGGUCUUGCGAAAGACCCUGAAAGACCUGCUGGACAGAGGAUUCAUCCGAGCGAGUAGCUCAGCGGCUGCCGCGCCGGUGCUGUUCCGCGACCGAUACCCACUGCCCUCAUCGCGGAGACCCUGCAGAAUCUGGCCAAGGCUAAGUGGUUCACCGUUGGACGUGGUGGCCGCUUUCCAUAAGAUCCGCAUGGCUCCGGGACAUGAGGAAAGACUGCAUUUCGCACGAGCGUACCUGGAUGAUGUACUGAUCUACUCGAGCGGUUCGAAGGCGGAUCAUGAGGCUAAGGUGCGACGAGUUCUCCAAGCACUCGCCGACGCUGGGCUGCACCUAGACCCAGCGAAGUGCGAGUUUUCGGUACAAGAGGUCAAAUACCUUGGGUUCAUCGUCAACGCAGGGAAAGGAAUCGCCUGCGACCCCGAAAAGCAGCGUGCCAUCCGCGAAUGGGAGGCCCUGACCACGGUGAAGGGUGUCAGAAGCUUUCUGGGCUUCGCCAACUAUUACCGGAUCUUCAUCCCCGACUAUGCCAAGAUCACGCAGUCUCUGGAUGCCCUGCUUAAGAAAGGAACUGCCUUUCAUUGGGGACGAGCGGAGAACGAGGCGUUUCAGGAGCUGAAGCGACGAUUUUGCGAGUCACCGGUGCUCAAGCAGUGGGACCCGAGCCUCCGAUCUUUUGGAGACGGAUUGCUCAGGCUACGCAUUGGGAGGCCGGAGUACAACUAUCCCAUUCACGACAAGGAGAUGCUUGCCAUCAUGAGAUGUCUCGACAACUGGAACGCCGAACUUAGGAGCUGCGGCCCAUUUACAAUCCUUACCGAUCACCGCAACCUGGAGUAUUUCAUGACACGCCAGAAGCUCACGGAACGGCAGAGCCGUUGGGCAGCCGAAUUGUCCCAGUUCGACUUCAAGCUCGAGUAUCGACCGGGAAGCGAGGCUGUCGUGCCUGAUGCGUUGUCCCGCCGUGAACAAGACAAGCCACAGGGCAUUGACGACGAGCGGGAACAAGGAAGAAUGAUACAGUUGAUACCGGAUAGUGCCAUUCCAUCAUCGACAAGAGCAUGUAUCAACGCGAUGAGUUCUGACUGUUCAGAGGCAUCCACCCUGCCGAAGAUGAAGGUCUUCGAGGUAGCGGACCUGCAGCAACUCUGGGACGAAACGGUGGCGAAGGACUCGAUAUUCCGGGCAGCCUAUAAGGCAGUCCGCGAUCGCGAGCGUGCCUUCCCGCCCUCGCUGGGCCUGAAGAUCCAGAUUUCAGAAUGUGCGAUCGACGCAGGCAAAAGGCUGACAUUCAGAGACCGUAUUUGGUCGCAUGACUCUGUUGCGACCGGUCAUCCCGGCAGGGAAGGUACGCUGGCUAUUGUGGCUCGGCGAUUCUACUGGCCUGGGCAGUCCCAGCUGGUUCGCCGGUACGUAGCCAAUUGCGACACCUGCGGCAGAGCACACAUCUGGCGCCAGUCGAAAAGGGGAUUUCUCAAGCCUCUGCCGAUUCCAGAUCGACCCCGAAGCCAUUUGUCCAUGGACUUCAUCACAGAUCUGCCGCCUACUGGACCGAGCAAGGCAAGGUACCUGUGGGUGAUUGUGGACAGACUGACAAAGGCUGUGACCCUCGAGGUGAUGGACAACAUGGAAGCUGAGCCGUGUGCAAACCGUUUUCUCCAGUGUCAUUACCGAUUUCACGGAAUGCCACGGUCCAUCGUCAGCGACCGCGGGAGCAACUGGCUAAGUAGGUUCUGGAAGAGGUUCUGCCGUCUUGCAGGUGUCACGCAGAAAUUGAGCACGGCCUAUCAUCCUCAGACGGACGGAGGGCCAGAGAGAAUGAACCAGGAGAUCGAGGCCUACCUGAGAGCCUACGUGUCGUACGUGCAGGACGACUGGGGAGAACUGCUCCUGCCGCGCAGCUGGCACUCAACAAUCGUGAAUCCGCAGCGACCAAGAUCAGCCCCUUUUCGCUGA